Messenger RNA from Funneliformis geosporum, 1827 nucleotides. The record is from the annotation of a GenBank genome assembly. NCBI's taxonomy places the organism in Eukaryota, Fungi, Glomeromycota, Glomeromycetes, Glomerales, Glomeraceae.
AUGGGAUUAUUAUCAUUUGGAACACCGUUGGCAUGGGAGGAAGCGAAAAUUUAUUCGGAUCAUGUUCGUGUUAAUGGUAUAAAUCAUUUUUCAUCUAUUUAUCAUAAACUGAAAAAUAAACAAAAGGAUUGUUUAUUAUGGGGUGAUGAGGUUGAAUAUAUGGUAGUUACAUUUGAUGACGAAAAUAAGAAUGCAAAGUUAUCUUUAAGAGUAUUCGAAAUUUUAAGUGAAUUACAAAAAGAGGAAGAAGCAGCAUUGCAAAACAGUGAAUUGAAUGGAACAUCAUGGAAACCGGAAUUUGGAAGAUACAUGCUUGAAGGCACACCCGGACUUCCCUAUGGAGGAACUUUGAAGGACAUACUUCAAGUUGAGCCAAACAUGAAGUUUCGUAGACAACUUGCCGCAAAAUAUAUGAAACCAAAUGAAGUUCCGAUUACUAUAGCAAGUUUUCCGAGGCUUGGUUGCCAAGGUCAAUUCUUGGAACCUCAUUAUGAACCAAGAGGUGAAGCUUCAAGAAGCUUGUUUGUACCUGACGAAAUAAUUAAUCCACAUGCUAGGUUCCCAGGAUCAAAAGUUGCAAUUAAUAUGCCAAUUUUUCAUGAUAUAAAAACACCAAAACCUUUCAUUGAUCCAACAAUCCCGAGAGAUCGUAAUUUAUUCCCUGAAGACAAAGAAGCUGCUGAAGGUGCAGCAUUACCCGACCAUAUUUAUAUGGACGCGAUGGUUUUUGGAAUGGGUUGUUGUUGUCUUCAGAUUACCUUUCAAUCUUGUAAUAUUGAAGAAGCGAGAAGACUUUAUGAUCAGUUGGCGAAUAUGGGUCCCAUAAUGUUAGCUUUAACAGCUGCUGCCCCGAUUUAUAGAGGGUAUCUUGCGGAUGUGGACUGUAGAUGGAACGUCAUAGCAGGCAGUGUUGAUGAUCGUACUAAGGAAGAACGCGAUCUAGAGACAUUAAAACCUGAAUACAAUGAUUUGGAUUUAGUUUACGAUAAAGAAAUUUGUAAAAAGUUGAUGGAUGAUGGUAUUGAUGAACUUUUGGCUCGUCAUGUUGCUCAUUUGUUUAUCAGAGACCCUUUAGUUAUUUUUAAAGAAUUGAACAUUCAAUCAACGAAUUGGCAAACGAUGAGAUUUAAACCACCACCACCUAAUUCCAACAUAGGUUGGAGAGUAGAAUUUCGCAGUAUGGAAAUUCAAAUCACAGAUUUUGAGAAUGCCGCUUUUGCGGUAUUCAUUGUAUUGUUAACUAGAGUAAUUUUAAGUUAUGGGUUAAACUUUUAUAUACCCAUUUCAAAGGUUGAUGAGAAUAUGUUGAUAGCUCAUAAAAGGGAUGCAGUAUUGAAUGAUAAGUUUUGGUUUAGAAAAAAUUUGUUUGAGAAUGAGAUCAAUAAUGGUAUUAAUAGAGAGUCUUUGAAUGCAGAUGGAUCAAGUGAGGAACAUCACACAAAUACGCAACAACCGAAUGGAGAUACACCAACAUCCAUCGAAGAUGAAUAUGAACAAAUGAGUAUUAACGAAAUUAUUAAUGGAGAUGGUGAUAAAUUUCCAGGAUUGAUUAUUUUAAUAUUUCGUUAUCUUGAAUCAGUUAACAUUGAUAUUGAAUCAAGAUGUAUGUUGGGAAAAUAUUUGGAAUUUGUUAGUAGAAAAGCAGGAGGAAAAUUACAAACAACGGCAAAGUGGAUUCGUGAAUUUGUUAGAUCCCAUCCAAAAUAUCAACAAGAUUCUGUUGUUACGCAAGAAAUCAAUUAUGAUUUAAUGAAAAUGAUUGAUAAGGUUCAAAAAGGUGAAGCAGGUGCUCCUGAAUUAUUGGGCGGUUUCGGAAUUGAUUCAUAA